UUGAUUCAAAUGAGUUUAUACAGAAUGUAUUAGAAAUAUUCUAGAAAACUGCAUUGGAUAGUAAAGCAAGUGAUUGUUGGCACUAAAUAUUCUGCCGUGAAGCAGUAAUGCGUUUCGUUUUGAAGGGUGGGGCAACCGUUGUAACUAUACUGAGACCUUUUUUUUUUUUUAUUGCCUAUGUAGGCAGACGGGCAUACGGCCCACCUGAUGGUGAGUGGUUACCGUCGCCCAUGGACUUCAGCAAUGCCAUGGGCAGAGCCAAGCCGCUGCCUACCGCUUAAUACUCUCCACAAGCCUCGUUUGAAGAAGGACAUGUCAUAGCGCUCGGGAAACACCGUGGAGGGGAGCUCAUUCCAUAGCCGGAUGGUACGUGGCAAAAAAGAUCUCUGGAAACGCAAUGUGGAUGACCUCAGUGGCUCCAGGUAGUAUGGAUGAACUCUACUCCGGUGGCGGGCGGUGCGAUGGUAAAAACGAGAUGCUGGUAUCAUCUCGAACAAUUCCUCAGAGCACUCCCCAUGGAACAUACGGUAAGAGAACCUUAGAACUUAUAUCUCAAGGUAGGUGACGGCAUACGUUGUAGAUGUUUAUGGGCUCCGGUAACCACAUAACAGUAGGUGGGCUGUGAUAUGCAUUAAAAAAAAUGCAAAAAAAUAUAAGCAAUAUUUUUGGAUUGCACGCAAUGUAUUAAAAAUAAAAAUCAAAUAACCGGUGGAAUACACGGUCUCGAGGAAAGGCGGAGGGCGCCUACCCACUACCUUGUAGCUAGUUACAUUACGGGCAUUAACGUACUUGUUAUUAUAAAUGAAUAUUGUUUUACGCUAACAUUAGCGUUAACGUUUUUUCCGUUUCGGCCAAAGUUCUCUUUACGCUGGUGUGAAAACGCGUGAAAACGUGUGUGUUCAAUGGCGAAUUGCGUGGAAAGUUGACUAAAAGUUGGAUAUUGCCAAGCGGCGUAGUGCCGUACCUCGUAUGGCGUACUGGCGGCAGAACGCUACGCGACGCCGCGCUGGCCACACUCCGCGGUACUUCGCAUGAUGUGAACCACCAGAAUGCGAUCGCUAAAACUCGUAGGGACUAAUGAAUUUUAACUCGACAAACAGUAUUAAACUAUCGUAUUAAACCUAAGUCGUUCGACUAAGAGCAAUAUUUAAUAUUUUCCUUAGUAUUAAAAGUUUUUAAAGCAGUUUUAGAAGUUUGAUGUAGCUCAGGCUUUGUAACGUGUUUACGAUAGCUGUAAUUACUGUUGUGCUUGGCGUCUACUAACAAUUUUCAAGAUGCUGCAAGCCAUUAUUCCAGUACUAGUCCUCGCAACAGCGGCGUUAUCUUCCAGCAACAUUCUUCCAUUGCUGUCCAAAAAUCAACUGGAAACAGAACCAUUCGACUUGAAUGAUCUACAAAACGACAAUAUAUUUAGCAGUCAAUUUCAUAAUAUAAAAUUACCCGGCAGCCUAUAUUUGAGCCCGCAGUCCGAAGUACAAGACGAUAUAAAUCUGGAAUUAAAAAAAUCAGAAUUACAAUUCCCAGACCCUAAAAACGAUGAAUGGUUAACGAACUUGAAUAUUAUCAAUAAGAAAGAGAAUUACAAUGAUGAGGGGUUCAGGCAAGAGCAAUGGCAUAACUAUCCCAGACAACUUGAUCGACUGCACAAAUAUUUAUACGAACAUUAUAAUGUUGAUAAAAGGAGCUUGGACGUCAACGGACAACUUGAAGACGAAGACAGAGAGCAACAAACUUUAGACGAAGAACCAAUAUAUGAAGCAAUGGCCAACAAGGCCGAUUUAAAUGAAAACAUUGACGGCGAGUACGUCCGUUCUGCUGAUCCUAUGUUAAAAGACAUUCGCUUUGAAUAUAAAGACGAUGUUGAAUCAGCAAUCGUAUCAGAAACUCAACCGCGAAAGAACGAACGUAAAGAUGUAAACGCACGACUAAACAUUGAUUUAAACCCCGAAAUCGCUUUAUUAAAAGAUAAAUUAGAUAAAACCGAAAAUACAGAAAAUUCCAUGGAAGAAAAUAAAGUGGUGGCAAAAAGGAUAUUCUCCCUGUGGAGUCGUCUCCAAGGUCUGAACCAUAACAGAGGCCAUGAACUCCACCACAGGCGGCAUUUGCACGCGUUCUAUGGACUUCCUGACGGCGACGGAGGAGGAGUGUUAACUGCUGAAACCAGGGCCACAUUGAUGAGACCGCCAGGAUCUCCGCUUAGAUGGGGUUGAUAAAAUAUGAUCGUGCUUUGCUCGGUCUAUGUUCGCUUAGAAAGUAUUUAAAGUAGUUGUUGACUGAUACUAAAGUUCUAACUAAAAUAUAUAUUUUGAUGUAAUUUCAUGAAACUGAAUCACUGAAUACAACAAUUAGGCUCAAAAACUUAAUGUGUAAAAUAUUUUGUGUUUUAUUUAUUUAUUAUAAAGACAAUGUUUAGUACUUUAAUUGUUCCUAAAUUAAGUAAAUAUAUUAUUUGAAAUAAAAACAUGUAUAAUAUAAGCUAAAUAGCUGAUCAGAACAAUAAAACGACCAAAGAAUAUUAACUCAGACAUUUGUCUGAUAUAAGUAUUUUUGAAUUUAUAACUUUGUAGAGGAAUAUUAAAUUAUGUAUGAUGUAUCUCCGUUUGUGCAUUUAUAAUGUGUAACGCUUUAAGUCUUUUAUUAGAUUUACAAGUUAACCCGUGUAACUUCCGCUUCUAUUGUGUCUGUAAAAAUUCAAUAUACCUAAUAUGAAACAUUGUAAUGGAAUGUAUAGUACUAAUGAAUUCCUGGCGUAAUAAUAUAUAUCUAGUCGUUAUAUAUUUCAUGUAAAUAAAUACCAAGUAUAUGAGC
This is a messenger RNA of Bombyx mori (domestic silkworm), 2808 nucleotides long. RefSeq lists its product as uncharacterized. The record is from RefSeq and is a predicted model, not a curated record. The transcript is spliced from 3 exons. The coding region runs from base 1275 to 2210 and encodes 311 amino acids. Lineage: Eukaryota; Metazoa; Arthropoda; Insecta; Lepidoptera; Bombycidae.